AUGGGUCGCAGUUGUUCGUAUCCAGGAGGCAAAACAUUGCCCCCAGGAACUUGGAAGAACGUGCUGCAGAGAGGAGGGAGCGAGAGGGCACGACGAAUUGCCAACUCAUUUACAAUGCAAACUGCUGUGCAUUAUGGCGGCAGGCCUCCUUCUCAGGGACUCUGGUCAGACGUGUUCGAUUGUNGUGGUGGUGGUGGUGGUGGUGGUGGUGGUCGUGGUGGCGACGGUGGUGGCGGCGGCGGUGGUGGCGGCGGUGGUGGUGGUGGCGACGGUGGUGGUCGUGGUGGUGGUCGCGGCGGCGGCGGUGGCGGCUGCUACUACAGUAAUGGCGUGGCAUCUGUUACCGAUGUUGUCCUUGAUGUAUACUUUCAUUUUCACUUCUCAACCAGAAAUAAACGGCUUUAG
Molecule: messenger RNA, 405 nt
Organism: Cryptotermes secundus
Lineage: Eukaryota; Metazoa; Arthropoda; Insecta; Blattodea; Kalotermitidae
Product: protein FAM98B-like
Exons: 2
Coding region: 1-405 (134 amino acids)
Source: RefSeq, a predicted model, not a curated record